Gymnodraco acuticeps is the source of this 2253-nucleotide messenger RNA. It is a transcript of the gene lnpka, whose product is annotated as limb and neural patterns a. Gene Ontology annotation, biological process: endoplasmic reticulum tubular network organization. The record is from RefSeq and is a predicted model, not a curated record. Lineage: Eukaryota; Metazoa; Chordata; Actinopteri; Perciformes; Bathydraconidae. Gene Ontology annotation, cellular component: endoplasmic reticulum tubular network. Bases 179 to 1507 code for a protein of 442 amino acids. The transcript has 13 exons.
UCUUUCAGCAGACACUCCCCCAUCUUGUGUCACACACACCCUCUGUCUGAAGAGGACAGGAGGACUGCUUUACUGUCACAGGCUGUUCAAACAGGACGACUCCACUGCCAAGGUGGAGAGUUUAUAGGAAAUCAGAGGAGGAUCACAGUAAUAGAAUAUCCUACAAUCCCUCAUCAACAUGGGGGCCAUCAUCUCACGGUGGAGGGCUAAACCAUCCACUGUGGAGAUUUUGGAGGGAAUCGAAAAGAAUGUACAGACCCUUGAAGAAUACAGUGAGAAGUAUCAGAGGCAGCUGAAGAUAUGGGUCGGACGGCUGAUUCUGUACUCGUCUCUCCUCUACCUGAUCACAUGUGUAGUUGUGUAUUUCUGGUACCUGCCCGAACAGAUGAUGGGACGGCUCAUACUGUCUCUUCCCUUCCUACUAGUUCCUUUAUUGGUUUGGUUACUUAGAAAGUUGCUUAUAAUAAUUUUUUCACGAAGAACUGAAAAAAAUAAUGAGAAGUUAGAAGAUCUUAAAACACAAAAAAGGAAAAUACUUGAAGAAGUUAUGGAAACUGAGACAUAUAAAAAUGCUAAAAUGAUUCUGGAGAGAUUUGAUCCUGAUUCCAAGAGAAAAAUUGAGCUUGAAUCCACUCCUGUGGGCCCUCAGAUGACUCCGAAACAAGGACAAGAGCUUCGCCAGCGCAAUGUCAUGCCAAAGACCCCCUCAGUGAUGGUGAAUCCUGCAAGCGGUGCUGCUGCGCGCCCUCCUCCUGCCUCUGGGCCCACCUUUCCUGGACGAUCUUCCCACUCUGCUCCAGGUGGACCCCCAGAGAGGGGCCUGUCGGCGAUAGCUGCUCAGCAGAGCUUGAUGAGGAGGCCUGUGACCCCGGGAACACCUGUUCCAGGAGUCGGGAUGCACCCCCCAGGCCCGCCCCUGGCCAGACCCGUGGUCCCGAGGGACAGAGGCGCCAUGGACAGAGUCAUUGAGUAUCUUGUUGGAGAUGGCCCUCAGAACAGAUACGCUCUCAUCUGUCAGCAGUGUCUGUCCCAUAACGGCAUGGCAUUAAAAGAGGAAUUUGAAUACGUUGCCUUCCGAUGUGCGUAUUGUUAUUUCUUGAACCCUGCGAGGAAGACCAGACCUCAGGCCCCCAGACUCCCCGAGGUCACCGGCGACCUGAAGAUGUCCUCCGAGGCCCCCGUACCUCCGGCUGCUGUUGUCAUGGAUGGAGAUCAAUCUGUUUCAGGUGAAUCAAAGCUUGAGGAUGUCUCUGCUGAAACAGACCCCCAGGGGCCAGACACUACAACAAGAACGGAGCCUGGCUCUGCGUCAGACGGCCAAAGCACCGAAAGCACCACAGACUCACAAGAUGUGUCCCGUGAAAAAUCUGACGCAGAGCAAGAUGUGUCCUGUAAGAAAUCUGACGCAGAGCAAGAUGUGUCCUGUAAGAAAUCUGACGCAGAGCAAGAUGUGUCCUGUAAGAAAUCUGACGCAGAGCAAGAUGCGUCCGCCAUGGAAGUGGAAUAAAACAGUGGCGCAGUGAUUUCAAGUCAGGCUGGAACUUUAUUUGUUCUUUGAAGGGCUGAGAUAACCGAUAAUUUAUAAGUAAAUUCCGUGAGUUGAAAUAACAGUGAUUUUCAACUUACAGUACAGAAUGUCCUUUCUUUUCAGAAUUGCUUUUAUAUUUCUAGAAAUAGAAAGUAUUAAAUAUGAAUUUAAUAUUUUGUAGCAACAUCAAACAUACCUCCAGUAUGAUUACACGUCCAUCACAUUAUAACCUAUUUUUGCUACAUAUAUCUAUUUUUUCCAUGUUUUUUCCCCCAAUUUUUUUGACUUAAUUUCUUACAGCAGUCGAUCGCAUUUAAUUGGCAACAAAACAAAUAUUUUGUGGGGCAAACUUGAAUACAAGGGAUAUUAUUUAUAAAUAUUUUUCUAUAAUGCUGUGCCUUCCAUGACACUGUAGGUUGGGGAACUCUGCAGCCCCGAAAGUGCUAACCACAUGUUUACAUAACCAUGCUACCAUAAUAGGAAUGCACACAUACAGUAUCUAUUUAUUGCUCAAAUGGAGAAAAAGGGCAUUUAUCUCGGUACUGUGCACCUGCCCUAAGUGCCUUUUUUAUAUUUGAAGUCUCUGCUUCAGAGUGGUGUCGAUGAAACCUAUUUACAUAUAGACAAUAGACACAUUCAACUGUUUACAGACUGUAUCUCUUUGCUGUGUGUCUGAAUUCUUGUCCUGUAUAAAUAAUAAUGAUAAAUAAACUUUUGAGAACAUC